AUGUCGUCCGCCAUCGCUCGCAUUUUCCGGACUUCUGGAGCUCUGCGUGCUGCCAACCAAAAUCCGCUACAGGCAGCGCUGCGACCAUGCGCCCAGAAGCAGUUCUUGUCCGCAGCUGCGCGCUCAUACGCGACGGCUUUCACUCGCGAUAAACCACAUGUCAACAUUGGUACAAUUGGUCACGUCGAUCACGGAAAGACUACCCUCACAGCAGCAAUCACCAAGCGACAGGCAGAAAAGGGCUUUGCAAGCUUCCUCGAGUAUGGCGCUAUUGACAAGGCUCCCGAGGAGCGAAAGCGUGGAAUCACCAUUUCAACCGCCCACAUCGAGUACCAAACCGACAACCGCCACUACGCCCACGUCGAUUGCCCUGGUCACGCCGAUUACAUCAAGAACAUGAUUACCGGAGCCGCCUCUAUGGACGGUGCUAUCAUCGUGGUCGCCGCCUCAGAUGGACAGAUGCCACAGACUCGUGAGCACUUGCUGCUCGCGCGUCAAGUCGGUGUUCAGCGCAUAGUAGUGUUUGUGAACAAAGUCGAUGCCAUCGAGGACAAGGAGAUGUUGGAGCUCGUCGAGAUGGAGAUGCGUGAGCUGCUCUCCUCGUACGGCUUCGAGGGUGAUGAGACUCCCAUUAUUAUGGGAUCUGCCCUCUGCGCUUUGGACGGUCGUCGGCCGGAGAUUGGCGUUACACRAAUCGACAACCUUCUCGAGGCAGUCGACACGUGGAUCCCUACUCCAGAGCGUGAUACCGAGAAGCCCUUCUUGAUGUCUGUCGAGGAUGUCUUCUCUAUCCCCGGUCGUGGAACUGUUGCUUCUGGCCGUGUGGAGCGUGGUGUGUUGAAGAAGGAUUCUGAAGUCGAGCUGGUCGGCAAGAACGCCGCUCCCAUCAAGACCAAGGUCACCGACAUCGAGACCUUCAAGAAGUCUUGUGACGAGUCCCGCGCAGGUGACAACUCGGGUCUGCUUCUCCGUGGUAUCAAGCGUGAGGACGUUCAGCGUGGUAUGAUUAUCGCCCGUCCGGGUACCACCAAGGCCCACUCCAAGUUCCUGACCUCGCUUUACGUCCUUACCAAGGAGGAGGGCGGACGUCACACUGGUUUCCAUAACAACUACAAGCCUCAGCUGUUCGUGCGAACGGCUGAUGAGGCAGCGACACUUUGCUGGCCAGAGGGCAGCGAGCAACUCGCUGAGAACAAGAUGAUCAUGCCAGGAGACAACGUGGAGAUGGUUUGCAACAUUCACAAGCCGCUUGCCAUUGAGCAGGGUCAGCGAUUCAAUGUUCGUGAAGGUGGCAGGACCGUUGCUACUGGACUMAUCACUCGUCUGUUGGAUUAG
This is a messenger RNA of Ramularia collo-cygni, 1335 nucleotides long. Its product is annotated as probable translation elongation factor EF-Tu precursor, mitochondrial. Gene Ontology annotation, molecular function: GTP binding; translation elongation factor activity; GTPase activity. Bases 1 to 1335 code for a protein of 444 amino acids. Gene Ontology annotation, cellular component: mitochondrion. NCBI's taxonomy places the organism in Eukaryota, Fungi, Ascomycota, Dothideomycetes, Mycosphaerellales, Mycosphaerellaceae. The transcript has 2 exons. Gene Ontology annotation, biological process: mitochondrial translational elongation. The record is from RefSeq and is a predicted model, not a curated record.